GUGAUAUUCCGACUUCAGAUACUGGAGAUAUACUUAUACGAAAAAAUCCGGGUGUCCACCGUGUUCGCAACUUUAUCAAAAACCCUCCACUGACGUGAUUCGAACGCUUCAAACUGACUACAAGCACUGGACAGCGAAGCCAAUAACGCGCGAGACUUCUACGAGCUUCAGUUGGCGCGAGGGGGAUAAGCCAAGUCUGUCAACUUUUGGAAAUGUUGGAAUCGGGGAAAGAAGACAAUACGUCGACAGUCCGACGAGUCCCGAUACGAAAUCUUCCCCGAAGUUGGUAGAAACUCAAACCGAGGAGGUCGAAUCGGUGAAACGGACGGACAACGAAACUUCGGUAUGACAAAUAUUCCAAAAUCGAGAGCCAAAAACCAUUUUCAAGUAAAUUCAUUUCCAGACGAUCGUUGAUGCCGAGGAAAAAAACGCGCAGACUUCAUCACAGUGUCCGGUUUGUUCAACGUCGCUCGAUUACUCGCCAGACGGAAUCUGCCCAUCUUUCUUAGCUAUGUACCAGAAUUUUGAGAUGUGAGUAACCGGAGAAUGCCCACAGUUUAUCAAAAAAAUGGUAAAUAUCUAUUUUCUUCCAGGUUUUGUUGCGACCAAGGCCCAAUCGCGAAGAUAAAACAAGAGCCCCCGCUUCUCGUGGAGAGAGGAACAUUGGCAGGCUCGAAUUGUAGUUUCAAAUCUACGGAAUCAACGAUUUUAUGCAUGAAAAAAUCACCUCGGGUCUACGAAACUCGUUGUUGUCCGACACACGGCGCUGGUCUGAUCGCGCAACGAGCCGGUCUGCCUAAUCCAGUGAAAAGGAUAAGCUUGCCGCAUUCCAUAAGAAAAAGUAAAAAGACUCAAACAUCGUCGCCGAAGCCGACGUCGGUAAUGGACCAAAAUACUGAAAUUGAUGCUGCGAUUGGCACCGAAGAAGUCAUGAUAAAACAACCAUCGAUAGAAGAAGCGUUUUCCUCGUCACCCAAAGUUAUACAUAGUUUUGCGUCGAGCGAUGGGUUCGAGCCCAAGCAAGAGAAUUUAUUAAGAGAAAGCAUAAAUAUGAAAACUCAAGAAUGGACCAAUGAAAAAAGUUCGUGUUCUCUUAAAUCGAACGUCUCGCCACCGGUCGAAAAGAGUAGAAUAUCCGAAAGCUCGAAGGAAGGAGAAAAAGUAUCUGCAGAAGAGAUAGUUUUAUCAAAAGGAGGAUCUUUGGAUACCGAGAAAGGGGAUGAAGAGCUCACGUGAGCUUCAUGCUAAGUUCACUGAGAAGCUUCGAAUAAUCCUUUCUAAAAUACAUUCCAAAUUUAAAAUCCCAAUUUCAGCGUUGAUACUAAAAGUGCAAGCACGUCUGAUCGGAAUAACAUUUUUCAAAGCGAUGCGAAAAUCGAGACGAUCGCUCCGGUUAAAACAUCGCCGAUUCGAGGGGCGAGUUCUAUUUCUGCUGUAAUAAACGCGCCGAUUGAAGAUCUCGUUCAUACGAAGAAAAAUACGAAGCACAGUGCCGGUUCGAAAGACGCUCAGCCCAAGGCGGUAAGUCUAAUGCAAUUUUAUACGCCGAUUGAAAAAGAAAUUAAAUAACAAAAAAAAAAACAUUUUCACAGGGUCCAUUUUGUAACUGUUCAAACCAGUACUACUACAAAGAUGUGUUCGGCAGAAACAUCUGCAAUCAUUGCGCCGAUAAAUAUUUAAUAAAAAUACCGCACCGACGUACCACGAUUCAACCAGCUGUCGCCAACGUGAAAUGCUGUGCCUGUUCGCAAGCAAUUUUCUAUCAGACUCCAGAUGCUUGCCAGCCGAGAAACAGAAGAUGCGGAAAAUGCAGCAGGUAUCAAAUGUACGCGAGUAGCCAAAAGUAGCCGAAGAAUUUUCUGUCAACGAUCAGAAAUUAUUUCCCAAAUUAUUACCAUAGAUUUUGUGCGUGUAAUGAGAUGUAAAAUAAAGUAAAUUAUGAUAUA
Molecule: messenger RNA, 1946 nt
Organism: Athalia rosae (coleseed sawfly)
Lineage: Eukaryota; Metazoa; Arthropoda; Insecta; Hymenoptera; Athaliidae
Exons: 8
Coding region: 547-1236 (229 amino acids)
Source: RefSeq, a predicted model, not a curated record